AAACAAAAAAUACUGAGCCAAUAAGUCGUGUAUAUAAAGCUUACUCACCGUCCUGUCAGUUCAAAGACUGGGGAUUUGAGUUUAAUUUACGAAGGAAAAUUUGAAUUAGUAUUUAUCAAGUUUUUUAGCUAWAAUUUUAAUCCGAACAUAUGGCGUCCUUUGGCUUAGACAAGAAGACAAAGAUCCCUCCUCCACAACAGCUUCUUAAGCCAUUAUGGCCGCAUCCAAAGAUGCUUUUUGGGCCUGGACCUUCAAAUCCAAACGCCCGUAUCUACAAUGCAGCRUCACUGCCAAUGCUGGGUCAUUUUCAGACGGAAUUUCAUCAUAUUUUAGACGAGAUACAAGCAGGUCUUCGUUACGCUUUCCAAACUAARAAUGUCUAUACUCUCGUCUUCACUGGAGCCGGCCAUACAGGAAUGGAAGGCUCUAUGAUGAAUAUUCUAGAGCGAGGAGAGAGGAUUUUGGUCUGUGAGAAUGGCAUGUGGGGUCUAAGAGCRCACAAUAUCGCUGAGAGACAAGGCCUUGAUGUACGAGUCAURCAAAAAACRCCUGGAGAGGCAUUCACCCUGGAAGACAUUGAGAAAGGUCUCAUUGAACACAAACCUGCAGCCAUGUUCAUAACACACAGUGAAUCAUCAACAGGCAUUUGUCAACCAAUGGAUGGAAUUGGACAGCUUUGUCACAAGUAUGAUUGCCUUGUGAUUGCCGACACUGUAGCUUCCCUUGGAGGAACUCCAUUCUUGACUGAUGAAUUAGAGCUGGAUGUAGUCUACACAGGUUCACAAAAGUGCUUUGCUUGUCCUCCUGGGAUAUGUCCCAUCACUUUCAGUCCAAGAGCAAUAGAAAAAGUGAAGAACAGGAAGACUAAAGUWAUGUCAUUCUACCUGGACAUACUUGAGCUUGGAAACUACUGGGGGUGCGAUGGACAGUCAAGAAGGUAUCACCACACAGCKCCAAUCAACCUUCUGUACACUCUUAGAGAAAGUCUUGCCAUGCUUGUAGAAGAGGGUUUGGAGAAUGCUUGGAAGAGACACCAUGAUAACAUUGAAUUGUUCUGGGAAGGACUUGAGAAAAUGGGUCUAGAACUCUUUGUCAAAGACAAGACACAUCGCCUGCCAACAUUGACAACCAUCAAGAUUCCAGAUGGCUACACAAACUGGCAGGGAGUUGGAAGCUAUCUGAUGGAAAAAUACCAUUUUGAAAUUGUUGGUGGGAUGGGACCAACUGUUGGAAAGGUGUGGCGCAUUGGCCUCAUGGGUCUGAAUAGUCGCAAGGAAAACAUUCCUAACGUACUUCGACUCUUUGAAGAGGCAUACAAAGAAAACAAGUGAACUUAUAACUAAGAACAAUUUUUUGUCUUUCUGUAUGUUCAAAUAACAUGGAGAAUGGUCACACAAAUUUCAGAAUGUCUAAUUAUGGUUUCUAAUGGCUUAUUAUGAUUACUUUUAAAAUUAAUAUGUUGCAUUUAGUGGUCUUAAAUCAAUACAAAAUGUUACUGAAUGAAACUUCGCAGUUUUGUGUAGGUAGAAUAAUUGUAUACAACACAUUGUAUUGAUAAUUAUCACUAUCAACAUUAUAAUUAUUUGUACUGACUAUUAAUGACUAUUUAUUGGUGUAAUUAAGUUUAUUUUUAUGGUUCAUGAUGUAUUUUUUUUUAUAUUUUAUUAUGUGGUAUAUUACAAAAAUUUUUCAUUAAGUUAUGUAUAAAACUCAACCUAUACAUGUAACACACACACGUGGCUACACCUUUAUGUGUAUAAUAAUAAUUAUUUAAAAAUGAUUAUUAUUGGAAAUAUGGCUAAAUUUUUUUUAGAUUAGUCUAACUUGAUGUAUUGAGGAGUAUCACUCACUGUAAGUAAUAUUUUAAAACACAUGGGAAUUAGGUAUCUUUUAACUAAAUAUUAUUGUAAAUUGUGAAUUAUAAUAAAAUCAUGCAGGAAUGGCU
This is a messenger RNA of Exaiptasia diaphana, 1945 nucleotides long. RefSeq names its product serine--pyruvate aminotransferase. Bases 150 to 1331 code for a protein of 393 amino acids. NCBI's taxonomy places the organism in Eukaryota, Metazoa, Cnidaria, Anthozoa, Actiniaria, Aiptasiidae. The record is from RefSeq and is a predicted model, not a curated record. The transcript is spliced from 9 exons. Gene Ontology annotation, cellular component: peroxisome. Gene Ontology annotation, molecular function: L-alanine:glyoxylate transaminase activity; L-serine:pyruvate transaminase activity.